AACGACAAGUACAUGGAAGAUUACAAGAAAUUUGUUAAUGACUUGAUCGAGAAGAACUAUGCCGAGAGAGUCAAAGACAGUCACCUCAAAACCGCUGGGCAAACCUGGUACAUUCCACAUCAUGGAGUUUACCACCCCGUCAAGCCGGACAAGAUUCGUGUAGUGUACGACUGUUCCGCAAAGUUUCGAAACGCCUCACUGAACGAUCGUCUUAUGCAGGGCCCAAACCUCACCAGUUCUCUCCUCGGCGUUCUGAUGAGAUUCAGAGAACGGCCAUUCGCAGUCAUGGCCGACAUCGAGAAAAUGUUUUACCAAGUGCGCGUUCCAUCAAGGCAAAGAAGUCUACUACGCUUCCUGUGGUGGCCUGACGGUGACGUAAGAAAGGAUCUGCAGGAAUAUCAGGUCAACGUUCACCUGUUCGGCGCUGUCAGCUCGCCUUCAUGUGCAAGUUUUGCGCUGAGAAGAUCGGCACAGGAUUUUGGUAAUGACUUCCAUACAGACGUCAGACACAGUAUCGAGAGGUCAUUCUACGUCGAUGACUUUCUGAAGUCAUGCUCAACGGCCGAAGAACUGAAGGAUGUUACUCAAGGAGUGAGAGAAUGUUGUGCUAGGGGAGGUUUCCGAUUGACCGGAUUCGUGAGUAACAGCCCUGAAACGCUGAGUGGGCUGCCCGAGGUGGAUUGUGUCUUCCCUGACAAGGUAGACCUUACUGGAGAUAGCCCUAUGCCACAGAGGGCUCUUGGCGUACAAUGGAAUGUUCAAAACGACACGCUCAGUUUUCGUAUCGAUAUCCGAAAGGGUCCAGCAACCAGAAGAGGAAUUUUGGGGACCGUCAGCGCAGUGUAUGACCCUCUAGGCUUCGGAGCUCCAUUCAUUCUGCCGGCGAAAAUACUACUCCAGGACCUCUGCAGGAUGAAGUUGGACUGGGAUGAACAAAUACCGGCCGUCCAUUUGAGAAAAUGGAACGAAUGGUGUCGGCAGUUGGAACAGUUACACGCAUUUUCCGUGCCCAGGAGUUUGACUCCGAACGUUCCAAUACAUGGACAUCAGCUUCAUUUGUUCGCCGAUGCCAGCGAGUCCGCCUAUGGGGCAGUAGCUUACUAUGUAACAACUGCAGAUGACGGGUCAGUGCAUACAGCAUUUCUUAUGAGUAAGUCGAGAGUAGCUCCACUGAAGACAUGCUCAAUUCCACGACUAGAACUUGCGGCCGCCACAUUAGCGGUUCAACUCAGCACUCAGAUCCGUCAAGAAUUGGAACUGCCAAUAGAGGAAGUGUUUUUCUGGACCGACAGCAUGUCAAACAUGAGAUACAUCAAUAACGAGACAUCUCGAUUUCAAACAUUUGUAGCAAAUCGUCUGACAAUCAUUCAUGAUGGCUCCAAACCGCACCAAUGGCUGUAUGUGCCGUCGGCGUUGAAUACGGCCGAUCUUCUGUCGCGUGGUAGCUCAGCACGGGAACUGAACGAGUCCGAUUGGAUUGGUGGGCCAGCGUUCCUCAAACGUCCGAAGUCAGAGUGGCCGGAACAGCCAGACCUCAGAUCCAGCUCGGAUGCUGAGCCACUGGAAGUGAAGAAACCCUAUGUGAAUGUCGUAGCUACAGACGAGGAUCACACCAUGCGCCUCCUACACAGUGCAUCGGAUUGGCACAAGCUGAAGACUCGAGUGGCCUGGAUACUUCGUUUAAAGGAUGUUCUCCGCAACCGUGACGCCAGAAAGAGAGGUCGUGCUGGUCUCGCGCGUACCUAUCAGUGUGCGAGAUUGACAGCAGAAGAGCUAACGAGAGCAGAAAUGGCCAUCGUCAAAUACGUACAAGAGACAUCCUUUCCAGAUGAGCUGUCUUGCUCAACAGUGAAAAAGUCCAGCUCUCUGUACAGACUGAAUCCAGCGAAAGUAGACGGCGUACUCAGAGUGGGAGGCCGCUUAGGAAAUUCACGACUAUCACCGUCAUCAAUCCACCAGAUCAUUCUGCCGAAGAAAGGCCAUGUCACAGAUCUUGUCAUCCGAGAUAUGCACGAGCGCAGAGGUCAUUCAGGCAGGGAACAUGUUCUGGCAGCAUUACGUUGCAAGUAUUGGAUAGUGGAUGGCAACUCAGCGGUCCGCAGAGUUCUCUCCAAGUGCGUUCGCUGCAGGAGGCUGCAGGCCCCCCCGGUCACGCAGAUCAUGGCAGACCUGCCAGCAGAGAGAACGACAGCGCACAUGGGUGCGUUCAGCCAAGUUGGAACGGACUUCUUUGGUCCAUUUUAUGUGAAAAUGGGUAGAAAACAGCUCAAGAGAUAUGCUGUUUUAUUCAGCUGUCUUUCCAGUAGAGCUGUACACAUAGAGCUAUGCGAGAGCCUCGACACCAGUUCAUUCAUCAACGCAUUGCGGCGUUUCCAGGCUCGGAGAGGUCAGGCUACGCUUAUACGGUCGGACAACGGUACCAACUUUGUGGCGGCCGAGAAAGAAUUGCGCGAAGAGUUGAAGAGACUUCAAGAGAAGAAAGUCCACGAAUUUCUCCUGAAGGAGGGUAUCACGUGGAUAUUCAACCCACCUGGUGCAUCAUCACACGGUGGGGUGUGGGAGAGACAAAUUCGCUCCAUCAGAAAGAUUCUGAAUGGGCUCCUUCGGGAACAAACGCUGACGGAAGAAUCGCUCCGCACGCUGUUGUGCGAGGUCGAGUCAAUACUGAAUUCGACUCCAAUCACCACCGUCUCAGGUGAUGCAACAGACUUGCAGCCGCUGACCCCAAAUGACCUUCUCCUGCUGAGGGGCGGUCCUACGCCAGACAGCCUGUUCACCGCCAGGGACAGCCGGUCUGCUCGAAGAUGGAGACAAAUGCAGUAUUUGGCCGAUAUCUUCUGGAAACGAUGGAUUCGGGAGUAUUUGCCGCUAUUACAACUGAGACACAAGUGGAACAAGGUGGAACGAAAUAUAGCAGUUAAUGACGUAGUGCUUGUCAUGGAUACGAGCACACCACGCUCCAGGUGGCCUCUGGGCCGAAUCAAAGAGACUUUCCCGGACCGGAAAGGCUUCGUCCGAUCUGCGAUGGUACAGACCGAGACGUCAGUUCUGAAGAGGCCGAUAUCGAAGCUCGUUCUCAUCUUGGAGGCAGAAUAGUGAGAACACAAAGAUAUAGCAUCUCUGUAAGGUGCUACUCGUCAGAGCACCAUGCCGCACCGAUCGCGAUGGUGACCAGAAAUAGUUGAGACAAUUGAUGGAUCGGUGAUGAGCCUUGUGUUGGUGCUUGUCAUGCUGACGUUCUAACAGUUGAAUAGUGCUUGUUUAGCGCGGUAGUAUUUAGGACCUGUUAUUGAACCAAAUAGGGCUCAAAUGUGGCAGGCGCUCAUUUGCAUGGCGCGUUAGAAAGUUGAUGCCACAAAGGUGACGUAAGUGUAUGCUGUACAGCGGUCAGCUUUAAUGGCAUGUGCAGUUGUGUAGUGAGUGUUGAGCCCUGAUCGGGUCAAGGUGGGGAGUGUUGCCGCCUCAUCACGUUAUUCCGAUACGGUAUUGUACAUAUUUGUAAAUAGUCUGUCAUGUGGCGGCGCCGUUAGUUAUAUUCGCGUGCGAUGCCCGCGAGAUUUAAUUUAAAUUUCCAGGUCAUCGAAAAAGGCUAAAAUUGGUGGGUUUUCGAUUGCUGUAUACGAUGCGUAGUUUUGUGUAUACUAAUUGAUUUAGCUCUGAGCCGUAAGAUGCAUAAAGCUUUAACGACAUGACAUGACAUGACAUAGAGAUGAACUAAGAUUUGAAUAAAUCAUUAGCU
Amphibalanus amphitrite is the source of this 3739-nucleotide messenger RNA. RefSeq lists its product as uncharacterized. The transcript has a single exon. Gene Ontology annotation, biological process: DNA integration. Gene Ontology annotation, molecular function: nucleic acid binding. NCBI's taxonomy places the organism in Eukaryota, Metazoa, Arthropoda, Thecostraca, Balanomorpha, Balanidae. The coding region runs from base 13 to 3096 and encodes 1027 amino acids. The record is from RefSeq and is a predicted model, not a curated record.